This is a messenger RNA of Macrosiphum euphorbiae (potato aphid), 252 nucleotides long. NCBI's taxonomy places the organism in Eukaryota, Metazoa, Arthropoda, Insecta, Hemiptera, Aphididae. The record is from the annotation of a GenBank genome assembly.
AUGAAAAUACUGGAGAUAACUGGAGAUUUGGAGCUGUGUCCGUGUUUGCGGACGAGCGAUUUCCGAAAGAUGACUAAAAUGAUGUGCCACGAGUAUUUUGUGGACGAUUUCGAAGUAGAAAUGACCGAACAGGUUGAUUCCAUGGACCUCCUUGUGGCGAUGUUUAAUGGUUUGAAAUUAGACGAGAAACGAGAAAUAAAGGAAUCUAAGAAAGAACACUUUGUGAGUAUUAAUACUUCCAAACAGCCAUAA